GUCUGCGUGCGUCUGACGUCACCGCCGGGCUGGGUUUGUGCAGCUGAGCGCCUUUUCACAAUUUUUCCCGAAUAAAUAUCGAUUUUUGUGGAGGAUUGGGGUUGAGAGACAUUGACCACACGCGUCUGCUUCUGCUUUCCGUGUGUGAGCCGCAGAGCCAGAGCCGCACUCAAGCCUUUGUCCCGGGCUGAUGAUGUCAUACAGCCGCGCCGAGUGGUCCCAGCCGCGGGACUUCAGCAGCCUCAUCCAGAGCUGCAGCGGAAACAUCCAGAAGAUCACACAGAACACUGGUCAGAUUAAGAGCCUUUUGUACCAACUGGGAACUGGACAUGAGCCCCAAGAGAAGCUGCAGCAGCUGCAGCACUACACCAAUCAGCUCGCCAAAGAGACGAACCGCCAUCUUAAGGACCUGGGGGCGCUGGCCCCGCCCACAUCUCCAUCUGAACAGCGGCAGCAGAAGCUUCAGAGGGAGCGUCUGAUGAACGACUUCUCCUCGGCCCUCCAGAACUUCCAGACGGUCCAGAGACGAGCGGCCGAGAAGGAGAAGGAGAGUGUGGCCCGAGCGCGUUCCUCAGCCAGAGCUACGGGCGAUGGAGAUGACCUGAAGGACCUGGUCACAUUUGAGAAGGAGGAUGAGUGGGGUCAAACUCUGACACAGACGCAGGAGCUCGGGGUCACAGAGGAGGAUCUGGAGGUCAUCAGGGAGAGAGAGACCAACAUCCGACAACUGGAGGCCGACAUCAUGGACGUCAACCAGAUUUUCAAAGACUUGGCCGUGAUGAUCCAUGACCAGGGAGAAAUGAUCGACAGCAUUGAGGCGAAUGUAGAAAACGCAGAAGUCCAUGUUAACAGAGGCGCGGCUCAGCUCCAGAAGGCUGCAUACUACCAGAGAAAGUCUCGUAAGCGGAUGUGCUUUCUGACCAUGGUGCUUUCACUGGUGCUCGUGAUUCUCAUCAUCAUCAUCUGGCAGGCCAUUAAAUGAGUCAAAUGAGUCUGCAGUUUACCCAGUGUCCUUGAAGUGUGCACAUUUGAGUGUGUAUGUGUAUGUAUGUGUGAGUGUGUGAGUGUGUGUGUCUGAAUGUGAGUGAGUGUGUGUGUUUGUGAGUGUGUGUGUGUGUGGGGUUGUGUGUGUGUGUGUGUGUGUGUGUGUGUGUGUGUGUUAGUGUGUGUGUGUUGGGGUGUGUGUGUGUGUGAGUGUGUGUGUGUGUGUG
This is a messenger RNA of Periophthalmus magnuspinnatus, 1211 nucleotides long. RefSeq names its product syntaxin 12, like (gene stx12l). The transcript is spliced from 12 exons. Gene Ontology annotation, molecular function: SNARE binding; SNAP receptor activity. Gene Ontology annotation, cellular component: SNARE complex; postsynaptic recycling endosome; synaptic vesicle. The coding region runs from base 191 to 982 and encodes 263 amino acids. The record is from RefSeq and is a predicted model, not a curated record. Gene Ontology annotation, biological process: intracellular protein transport; vesicle fusion; vesicle-mediated transport. Lineage: Eukaryota; Metazoa; Chordata; Actinopteri; Gobiiformes; Gobiidae.